Molecule: messenger RNA, 2105 nt
Organism: Hemibagrus wyckioides
Lineage: Eukaryota; Metazoa; Chordata; Actinopteri; Siluriformes; Bagridae
Product: torsin-1A-like
Exons: 5
Coding region: 135-1148 (337 amino acids)
Biological process (GO): protein localization to nucleus; nuclear membrane organization
Cellular component (GO): nuclear envelope; endoplasmic reticulum lumen; endoplasmic reticulum
Molecular function (GO): ATP binding; ATP hydrolysis activity; kinesin binding
Source: RefSeq, a predicted model, not a curated record
GUAAGCUGAAUUCUCCGGCACACCUUUAGACCUUGCAGACCAGAGAAGACAUCAUUGUGAUUAACGAGGGUGACUGUAAACCGCGCUGAAUCGAUAUUGGACUUUUUUUUAUUUUUGGGGAAAAAAACAACAACAUGCUGUCAAGAUGGAUCCUAGUUCCACUUCUGUGCGCAGGAUGGAGUUUAAUGAUCAUGAUGGCGGAAGCAUUAGACCCAGCCUCGAUCAGCCUGGGUAUUGGAGCUGCUGUAACCGGAUUUCUAGCUCGGUUUCCAGAUGUGCUGUGUAACUAUCAGGAGUGUUGCAGACCAGAGUGGAUCUCCUACAACAAAACAGGUCUUGAAUCAGAUCUGCAGAGCAAGCUGUUUGGCCAGCAUGUAGCAUCUCGUGUCAUCCUCAAAGCUGUGACCGACUUUAUGAACAAUGAAAAUCCGAAAAAGCCCCUUGUCCUCUCGCUGCAUGGCUGGAGCGGCACAGGCAAAAACUUUGUCAGUCAGAUAAUCGCCGAAAACAUUUACCAGCGUGGAAUGAAGAGCAGAUUUGUGCACUUGUUCUCCAACACUAUACACUUCCCACAUGAAGCUGAGCUGAAAUUGUACAAGUCCCAACUGCAGCAGUGGAUAAAGGGCAAUGUGUCUGCCUGCCCACGCUCCAUGUUCAUAUUCGAUGUGAUGGAUAAGAUGCACCCGGGCCUGAUCGACAGCAUCAAACCCUACUUAGAUGUUCAUGAAACUCUAAAUGGAGUCUCCUACCGCAAGGCCAUCUUUAUCUUUCUAAGUAAUGCCGGCGGUAAAGAAAUCAUGGAGGUGAUGCUGGAUUUUUGGAAAAUAGGAUGGGAUCGAGAAAAGAUUGAGCUGAGACAUUUGAAGAAAGCCCUGGCACUAACUAUUUUUAACAACAAGAACAGUGGGUUUUGGCACACAAGCCUAAUAGACGAGAACUUGGUGGACUUCAUUGUGCCCUUUCUCCCCCUGGAGCUCAAACACGUUGUGCAGUGCGGCCGAGCCGACAUGAUCAGCAGGGGCCUGAAACCCAACGAAGAGGCUUUGGAGCAAAUGGCACGUGACAUGACAGAUUUCCCUCAUGACGAGCGUGUCUUUGCAGAGCGGGGCUGCAAGGUUAUCUCCAGCAGGCUGAACUACUACAUUUAAAAAAGACGGAGAGACUCAAUGCUGUGUGUGCUGUCCCUGAAGAAGUGCAGUGGGUUCGGAGGGAACCGUAUCUGCCGUAUCCAAGCAGGAAGUCCACCUGAUCACUACUCUGAUGUCCAUCACAUGUUGAAGAAGGGAACAGGGUUUUUUAAUUGAUUGAACGGUUUAUGAUAUUUCUGUUUUUAACAUGAAUCACUGAUAAAUGAUGCAGGCUUGAGUCCUUGCUUUUUAAGGAGAUUCAAGUCUCAUUAUUAAUCUGGUGGCGACAUGAAUGUGUUGAAUCUUAAAUGGUCAUUUUUUAUGACCGUAUGUUGUGCAUUGUCAUGCACUAGUAAUAAACAAAAUACUUGCAUCCCUGAAGGUGUGCUGUGGUGUCUGGCACCAAGAUUUUAGCAGCAAGUCCUGUAAGUUGCAAGGUGGGGUGUCCAUGGAUCUGACUUGUUUAUUCAGCACAUCCCACCAUUUUUGCUUUGUGGCACAGUGCAUUAUCCUGCUGAAAGAGGCCACAGCCAUCAGGGAAUACUGUUUCCAUAAACGGGUGUUCAUGGUCUGCAACAACGCUUAGGUAGGUGGUACAUGUCAAAGUAACAUCCACAUGGAUGGCAGGACCGAAGGUUUCCCAGCAGAACAUUGACCAAAGCAUAACACUGCCUGCCUGCUUAGCUCUGAAAAGAUGAUAAAAUACUAUUAGUGACCUAUAAAGCACUGAAUGGUCUCGUACCUGAACAAUCUUUUGGUUUUUCUGAUCCUCCACACCUUCUUUGAUCAAAAGGUGCAGGCUAUUUGGUAGUACCUUAAAUAGUAAAGUAAAGGCUACAGUAGAAGGCUUUUUCUUACUACACUGUAAAAAAUGUACAUGAAAAUUACAGUAAAAAACUGUGAAAUAGCAACAGUAAAAGACUGUAAAGUCAAAAAUCGUAUAUCACCAAAGUACAUUAAAUUACAAGUACAUCAAAU